Messenger RNA from Pyrus x bretschneideri (Chinese white pear), 904 nucleotides. Its product is annotated as PHD finger protein MALE MEIOCYTE DEATH 1-like. The transcript has 2 exons. NCBI's taxonomy places the organism in Eukaryota, Viridiplantae, Streptophyta, Magnoliopsida, Rosales, Rosaceae. The coding region runs from base 504 to 881 and encodes 125 amino acids. The record is from RefSeq and is a predicted model, not a curated record.
GGUAAAGUGAAUAGUAACAUAAUUGACUUUUUAGUUUAAAAAUGUGGUUUUCGUUAAAGUGAACAAUACCAGAAAUUUUUCGUUAAAGUUCUUUAAAUUUAAUGUAGCCCCUUCGGUUAGACAACCUUAAAAAAAUAGAAAAAGAGGGGAAAAGGGAAAUAAAAGAAAAUAGAUAUUGCUUAUGCUAUAAGUCUACGAGUAUGAUAACAACACAGUAAAUUAAAUCAAGUUUUGGCGAAGUUUGUAUGUAGUGUUUUCUAGUUUAGAUUUACUUACUUGAUUUGGUGUGCUUUUUGCCUUUGCUAAUGAGGACUUGCUCAGAUAUUGAUGCAUAUAUAUAUAGAGAGAGCGUACGUACAAAAUGUAAUUACCCAGUCUCGGCUUCUUCUGUAUCGUCAAACACAACACAACCAACAAUUUCAGUUUAGUUUCUUUCUUCCUCAACGAAAGUACUUACUCUAAGAACGCACAUAGUCUAUUCUGAUAUAGAUCUUGAAACACCUAUGUCAACCACACACCCUUUUAGUAACUUUUGCAGUGGCCCUCAUCGAUUCUUGGGAGCAUUCCGCGACAACAUUUUGGAAUUCGUUCAAGAAUUCGAUAAUCUUGGUGAGUUUCUGCAUGGCAUGAAUGUUUGGCGGAGGCAGCUUACAGUGAAGGGACAAUGUGUUACGGUCCCCCUCUACAUCACUGAAGAAGAUGUGAAGAAACUGUCCAAACGACCGACUUGUGACCAUUGCCGGAUAACAGGUUGGAGCAAGCAUCUCCUGUGCAACCGAUCAUACCAUGUGAUCAUUCCGCCGGAAGAGGGUUGGAAUAACCCUAUACAGAAUUGUGUGCUUGAUCUGCAGAACCAUCAUGUAUGGGUUGAUUCGCUCUGAUCGUUACGGUCAUUUAUUGGGCA